ACCACUCGGACAAAUGCUGAAGUCGCGACAUUUUCGAUCGUGGGAAUUAUAAAGGCUUCCUUUCUUUAGAUACGUUUGAUUUUUUUCAUCCUUAGAGUAACGUGAUAUCCAGAGGAAAGAUGCCGUUGGUUUUUCUUGAACAACUGCCUCUUCCUUCUCUGCAAUCAUACGUGACUGUGAGCGUGUUGUUGUUCGUUUCGGCCGUUCUCUACGGAUUGAAUGUUACUGUUGGUUCUGAUGAGAACGAAAAGCUGAAUAUCUACGAUUUUAUGUCUCAGGAUAAUUUUUGUUUUUGGUCGAACUUGAACAUGGCCUACUGUUGUUUGUUUUUGUUCGGGAAAAUUAUCCAAAGGGUUGUAUUUGGAGACCUUCGCGCCAGUGAACUUCAGCAAAUUCAAGACAGAUUCUGGAACUUCAUUUUCUACAAGUUUAUUUUCAUUUUCGGGGUUUUAAAUGUGCAGAAAUUCAACGAAGUGAUGUGGUGGACAGCGUGGUUUACUUUACUGGGUUUCUUUCAUUUGUUCACUCAGCUCUGUAAAGACAGAUUUGAAUAUUUGUCUUUCUCACCAACAACGUCUCCCUGGUCUCAUGCAAAAGUGAUUGGUUUACUCAUCAUUUUGGUGUUAUGUUGUAACGGAUUGUUCUUCAUCUGUCUUUUUAUUGGUUGGCCAGAUGGCAUACACACUUUCACAUUCAUGCUGGCUGAGUGUAUGCUGCUACUGAUCAAAAUAGUUCAUGGGCUGAUAAGGUAUGGCAUUCAUCUGUGGGACAUUGGUCACACCAGUAUGUGGGAAGGAAGAAGCACAUGGAGUUAUAACACCGAUAUGAUGAUGGACUUGGCCAUAUACAUUGUUGACUUUGCUCACCACCUUCACAUGCUGUUGUGGUCAAACAUCUUCCUGAGCAUGGCCAGUUUGGUGUUGUGUAUGCAACUUCGUCAUCUCUUCUAUGGGAUCAAGAAAAAGCUGGCAAAAUAUAGGAGUUAUGUAAGGAUUAUCAAGUGUAUGGAGUCAAGAUUUCCCUUGGCUACUGAAGAAGAGUUGAUCAAGAAUAAUGAUGACUGUGCCAUCUGCUGGGAUUCCAUGGUUGCAGCAAGGAAACUACCAUGUGGUCAUCUUUUCCACAAUUCUUGCCUCAGAUCAUGGCUUGAGAAUGACACAUCCUGCCCUACCUGCCGUCAGUCACUUGCCAGCGACCUGCAGCCUGGGCAGGAGGAGCAGAGCCAAUCAAGAGGAAUGGCUGCAUUUAUGAUGGGGCGUGGUCUCAGAAGAAACCACUUUUUCCACUUUGAUGGGUCUCAGAUAGCAAGCUGGUUUCCAAGCUUCUCUGUAGAGGUCAUGCACACUGGAGUGGAAAACCCAGCUGAAGGUCAACUUCCAGAGAGCCGCAUUGAAGCUAUGGCACACCAAGUCCAAGCCAUGUUUCCGCACAUGCCAUUCAACAUCAUAAUGGAGGACCUGAGACACACUCAUUCCCUUGAAGUCACCACUGAUAAUAUUUUGGAAGGAAACAUAGCAGUGCCUUCUGUCUGGACACCCCCUGAGGAACAAUCAGAAGAUUCAGAGCUCCUACAGAUAGCACACCCAAGCACAAUGAUUUCUUUAAAUACACGUGAAGAAACCGAAAGCUCUACAAGUGAGACAGAACAGGACAGCACUUCAACAGAAGCAUCUGAUGAUGUGGAAGCGAUGAGAGAACAGGCGCUAGAAGAAGCUGCAUCGUUAGAGGAGCGCCCAAAGCGCGAUGAGAGUCCACCACCUAAUGAAACACCACCAGGAGAGAGAUACAGGAGUACAUCGCCAUCUUUGAUGGAGUUCCCCACACAGUCAUCUGUCAGACAGUCCCUGUUGUUAAAAAGAAAAGAGAUGAUGCUUCAACACGCUAGGAGGCGUUUUCUGGAUAGAGAGGUCUCAAAUCAGAGUGAAUCCAGUCAGUGAUGGAAACGAAGUGACAGUCUUUCACACUGGAAGCAGCUGAUGCCAACGUUCCAGAUGGUGUGGUAGUUGUAGCCCGGAAGAAGAACUCCAGGAAAGCAGUUAAACUAUUUAGAUCUCUAUGAGGAGAACAGGAAAUUCUGAACAAUUUAAUCAACUUUGUGACUCAGCAAAAUCCAACUUUUGACUCCAAGACAAAUUAAAGAUACCCUCCUUUAGAGGAAAUUGGCGUAAGAUAAUUUUCCCACUUUUAGUUUUAAAAGUCAGGCAAGGCGUGGUAUUCAAAUGACAAAACUAAGUCAGUUCCGUUAAAUAUCAGGUGCCUUUAACUUGCCCAUCCGUCCAUUACUGGGUACAUUGCGUAAAGGUUAAAAGAGAACCAAGUUACGGCUUCAGAUUUAUUUUGUGUAGCUCGCAUAGUGUGCAUUGAUGUGCAUGUAGUGUAGUCGUAUUAUUGAACUAAUCACGAAAUGUUGAUUUUACUUCCUGGCCAAUACCUUAUUUGUUCUUGAAUGCGCACUACUAAAGAAAUAGAUCCACGCAUAGGGUUUGAUGUUAUCCCAAGGAACCUCGAAAUGCUUUGAAUAUGAUCGUUGCGUUGUAAUCAAGGCUUUGAAUAUGAUAGAUGUGCUGUUAAAUUUUAUAUAAAAAAUUAGUAUUUUUAAUGGCUCAAAAUACUGCAGCAAAAAUUUUAAUUGCAUAACGCUCCGUUGAAAUGUUUUCCCUUACAUAACACGGAAAAGCCUUUUGAACAGUUCCUGAGAUUUCAUGAGGUUAAGAUGGUACAAACCCUGCGGUGUACAUGGCUCAUAAUUUUGUAGUUUGAUUUGAAAAUAAAGCAAGUUAGUAAUGCGGUGAUGAUCUCUGCAAUGAAUGGUCACAAAUAGCUUCAUUCACCUCACAAAUUGAAACAUUCAGUGUUCCUUUAUUUUACAAUAAACAAAGUUGAUAACUGUC
Stylophora pistillata is the source of this 2891-nucleotide messenger RNA. Its product is annotated as E3 ubiquitin-protein ligase AMFR. Gene Ontology annotation, cellular component: cytosol; endoplasmic reticulum; ubiquitin ligase complex. The record is from RefSeq and is a predicted model, not a curated record. Gene Ontology annotation, biological process: protein K48-linked ubiquitination; endoplasmic reticulum unfolded protein response; ubiquitin-dependent protein catabolic process. Lineage: Eukaryota; Metazoa; Cnidaria; Anthozoa; Scleractinia; Pocilloporidae. Gene Ontology annotation, molecular function: ubiquitin protein ligase activity; ubiquitin binding.